GUAAACAUGCACUGUUGAUCAUGAAUGACAGCGAAGUUCGCGUUCCUCUUACUUCCAGGUCGGACGACAAUGGCGUUAAAGUCUGUCCCCCGAAGAGGACUGACGUUACCGUGCCCUGCUGUGGAGCUCCCCUCCCGUCCGAAGAUUCACAGGAGGAUAUCGGUGACAUAGCCCGGCAGCUGGAGUAUCGCGUGGCAGAUAACCCUCCCAUUCACCUUAGCUUUAUAUAUGGAUUACAGCAAGUCCUCCUUAGCAUCAGCUCGACGAUUUCCAUUCCCAUUAUCGUCAGCCGUUACAUCUGUGUCGGCGACAUGGAGCUCGUCACGGCGGAGAUUAUGUCUACUUUUCUGUUUAUGGUUGGUGUGUGUACAUUCCUACAGUGUACUAUUGGUGUCAGACUUCCGCUGAUACAGGGAGGUUGUCAUAAGUUCCUUCCCGCCAUUGCAGCCCUGAUGAGCAUCCCCAUAUGGAAGUGUCCGGAAAUUCAAGCAUCGUCAUCGGGAAACCUUACAGUUACCAAUAGUAGCAGUAAUGUUACCUCGUCCCCUGUGUACAACCCUACUGAAGUAUGGCAGUCACGUAUGAGAGAGAUUCAAGGUGGUAUAAUGUUGGCCUCACUAACACAAAUUUUGAUUGGUGCCACUGGCCUGCUGGGCUGGCUUCUGAAGUUCAUUGGACCAAUGACAAUCGUGCCUACUAUCACACUGGUUGGGUUAUCUCUGAUUGACGUCUCCAUCGUGUUCUGUGAGACACACUGGGGCAUAGCCGCUAUGACGUUAUUCCUGGUCAUUCUGUUUUCUUUGUAUCUCGGCAAUAUAACUAUUCCACUGAAGGUUUACCAGAGAAAGAAAGGCUGUGUGAGCAUCCGAUACCCGGCCUUCAAAUUACUUCCUGUUAUAUUAGCCGUUCUGGUAGCUUGGCUGGUGUGUGGUAUCCUGACGAUCGCUGGUGCUUUUUCUGACAAUCCAGAGGCUCUCGAAUAUCAGGCUAGAACGGAUGCCAAUGUUAAAGUCUUACACAACGCCAAUUGGUUUUUCUUCCCAUAUCCAGGUCAGUGGGGACUACCAACAGUAAGUGCAGCAAGUUAUAUGGGUAUGAUGGCAGCAACGUUAACCUCUAUCAUUGAAUCCGUGGGCGAUUACUACGCAUGUGCACGGAUAUCCGGCGAACCACCGCCGCCUGCACAUGCUGUAAACAGAGGCAUUGCUAUUGAAGGCUUUGGCAGCUUAAUCUCUGGAGCAGUUGGCUCAGGGGGCGCAACUACUUCUUACAGUCAAAAUGUUGGUGCCAUUGGUUUUACAAAGAUUGCCAGUAGAAGAGCAUUCCAAGCAGCUGGAAUCAUUUUUAUCCUAUGUGGAAUAUUUGGUAAAUUUGGCGCUCUUUUGACUAUGAUGCCCAAACCAGUUCUCGGGGGUAUAGUUGUCAUCAGUUUUGGAAUGGUUACUUCAGUGGGCUUAUCCAGUUUACAGUUUGUGAACUUGUCGUCUGGUCGAAAUCUCUGCAUUAUAGGACUUUCCCUGUUGCUAGGACUUAUGAUUCCUAAUUACCUUAACAAACGAAAAGGGGUCAUAAACACAGGCAAUAAAGAGGCGGAUCAAGUGAUACUGGUGUUACUGAGUACAUCGAUGUUUGUCGGAGGGGUAGUGGGUUUCCUCCUAGAUAACACGGUCCCAGGGAGCCGAGAGGAGCGCGGAAUGUUGAAAUGGAAAAGGCAAGUAUCGUCUGAUACAGCAGACGACAAGAGGAGGAGACUUCGGGUGUAUGAACUACCAUACGUCACAGACUUCCUGUACAGACACAAGGUUUUCAACUACAUUCCAUUUCUACCAAGUUUCAGGGCACACAGUCAUAUAAAAGCCAUUUCAAAGGACAGAAAAUAAUGAGGAUAUGUUGUGAUAGUGACAAAGGAAGAGUUAAAGAAACACACACACACCUCUCUGUGUCUUCCUUAUAUUAUUUUUAUAUUUAGAUGUAUUCCUAUGUACGUGUGUAAGAAAUUAUAUUUUUUUUUCAAACAAAUAGACAUGUAUUCAGCUGAUUUGAUUGAUAAACACUUUAAGUGUAUAUUUUCUAAAAUUUUUAUUAAUAUAUGUAUCAUUUCAGCAUAAUAAAACAGACUUAUCAUCUUCAAA
Molecule: messenger RNA, 2132 nt
Organism: Saccostrea echinata
Lineage: Eukaryota; Metazoa; Mollusca; Bivalvia; Ostreida; Ostreidae
Product: solute carrier family 23 member 1-like
Exons: 11
Coding region: 21-1880 (619 amino acids)
Biological process (GO): transmembrane transport
Cellular component (GO): membrane
Molecular function (GO): transmembrane transporter activity
Source: RefSeq, a predicted model, not a curated record